This is a messenger RNA of Gambusia affinis (western mosquitofish), 1845 nucleotides long. RefSeq names its product B-cell receptor CD22-like. The record is from RefSeq and is a predicted model, not a curated record. The transcript is spliced from 8 exons. NCBI's taxonomy places the organism in Eukaryota, Metazoa, Chordata, Actinopteri, Cyprinodontiformes, Poeciliidae. Bases 138 to 1577 code for a protein of 479 amino acids.
GGCAGGAUAUUGAGCAAAGUAACAUUUUACCAAGAGUCAUCAUGUGAUGGUUUGCAACUGUGCAACCAUUUGAAUUAGUCUUUCCUUAAAGGAGCUUCCUCUUUUGCUCAUCUACCCUUUCUGUCCAGCAACAAGAAAUGAAGUCCUUUAAGACACAGCUAACAUUUAAAUCAAUUCACUGCGUAAAGAAAGGACUUCUUGUGUGUUGGUCCGCAGCUUCCCGGAUGUGCUUCAGUUUGACAAUCAUCUGUUCCUUACUAACUUUUCAGUUCGACUCAGGCGCUGCGGAUGAUUGUGAGUCUUUUAAGAAUCCAGUCCUGUUCAUCACAACGCCAGGAAAUCUGGAAGCGCUGAAUGGAUUGUGUCUACAAGUCCCGUGCAACUUUUCUGCUAAAGGGAGCGCGAGCUUCACGGGAGAAAACUUUGGGGUGUGGAUCAAGUCGGAUCCUAGAUUUAAAGAAUUCUCCACGAAUGUGAUUUUCAACAGCAGCAGGUCGAUAAAUACGUAUCCGCUGGAAAUCACGGGAAACCUGGAGAGACAAGACUGCACAACUGUGUUUCACAACUUAACGAGGGAACAUUCAGACAUGUACUUCUUCCGAAUUGAACAUACGCAGUUCCAGGCAACAGCUUCCUGCAGUGGAUUUCGCUUAACAGUCAGAGAUUCUGCAUGGAGUCCCAGCAUUAAUGUUCCCUCUGACCUGAAGGAGCAUCAGUCUGUCACUGUAACCUGCUCAGCUUUCACUCCCUGUCCACACUCACCUCCUGAACUCACCUGGAAUCUCCAACAAGACUCUCUCAGACAAACAGGGAAAAACACAGAUGGAACCUUUACAACUAAAAUCCAGGAGAGCAUCACUCUGUCAGACACACAUGAUGGAUACAACAUCAGAUGUUCUGCCAGAUAUCCUGUGAUUGGAGGAAACAAGACAGCAGAGACAGAAGUGACUCUCAGUGUUUCCUAUGCUCCUAGAAACACCUCAGCAUCCAUCAGUCCAUCAGGUUUGGUGUCAGCAGGUAGCUGGGUGGAGCUGAGCUGCUCCAGCAGAGCCAAACCUCCACCCAGCUUCACCUGGUUCAGGAUCAGUGAAGAUGGAGCCACUAAAGUGUCUGUGGGGAAAGUUUACAGACUCCAGAUGACCAACAUGACAGAUUUGGGAAGUUAUUACUGUAAGGCAGAAAAUAUUCUGGGGAGUCAGACAUCUACACAGAGUCAUUUAAAAGACCACGACACAUUAUGGGGAGCUGCUGCUGGGGGACUUGUUGCGAUCAUCGUUGUGAUCUGUGGCGCUUACGUCCUUUGGCGCUUGAAGUUUAAACAUUCAGCUUUACGUCAGUCUCAGAAUACGGGUUUCCAAGAGCCGACCAGUACCGCAGAAAACCAGGACAUCCAUUAUGGAGACAUCGACUUCUCUGCGAUGAGACCGUCGCUUAGAACAGCCCGAGACAAGAUGGAUCAGCAGAAUGUGAUGUACUCAGAAGUGAAAGUGUGCAGAACUGGCAACAGGACUGAAUCUGUGGACGGCCUCUACGCUCAGGUGAAGACGAAACCAGCCAGCCCACAUUUCGCCUGGUGAAAUGUUGUCUCACAGAUAUGUUUGACUUUUUCUCUGAACGACACAGAGACAUUUAUGCCCUGGGUUUGACUUCCCCGGUUGAUGUCUUGAGAUGUCGCUUCAAUAUUUCCACAAAUUGUUCCUUUCUCAUGAAGCCAUCUUUUUUGUUUUUUUUUUGUUUUUGUUUUUGAAGUGCACCAGUCCCUCCUGCAGUAAAGCCACCACGUGCUUCCAUCUCCAUGCUUCCUUCUUUCCUUUUUCCUCGAAAUGAAAUGUCAUUAUGCCCAAA